This is a messenger RNA of Agrilus planipennis (emerald ash borer), 1298 nucleotides long. Its product is annotated as glutamate receptor 1-like. The coding region runs from base 51 to 1298 and encodes 415 amino acids. The transcript has 6 exons. The record is from RefSeq and is a predicted model, not a curated record. Gene Ontology annotation, cellular component: membrane. Gene Ontology annotation, molecular function: ligand-gated monoatomic ion channel activity. NCBI's taxonomy places the organism in Eukaryota, Metazoa, Arthropoda, Insecta, Coleoptera, Buprestidae.
GUUUCCAUUAUUUUAACGAACUGGUUAUUACCAGGAACAGGUCAAACUUAAUGGAGGAGGUUAUUACAAUUGGGGGAGUCAUUUUUGACCCUGAUACCCUUGAACAUAUGUGGGAUUUUCGAAAUACCCAUUUAGAUGUUCUAACUAAAAGUAGCUACAUCAUAGCCCAUGAAAUUACAAGAGUUAUGAAUGCAUCGAUAGCCUAUCGUAUGCAUUAUGCGUGGGAUUAUCACGGAAACAGAAGUGAAAUUGAUCCACUCAUGCAAGAUUUUAUUUCCGGUUUGACAGACAUCUCAGGUACAGUAAUAGCAGGUGACACAACACGCCUGCACAUAGUGGAGUAUAUAGGAUCUACAACUCCUGCUAGUGUGGCUUUUCUUUUGAAGGAACCGCCAUUAUCAACGGUGUACAAUUUAUAUACUUUAACUUUCGGUACGGAUGUAUGGAUUGCCUGUGGACUUCUCAUAUUAUUGGCAUUUAUACCUCUCCAAAUGAUUUUCGGAUGGGAAUGGGUUUUGACGCAUCCUGCAGACACACACGAUAAUCGAUGCCAGAUGAUAACAAGAUCUAACCUUUCCGACACGACAUUGUUUCAAGUCGAGAUGAUAUGUCAACAGGGCACAAACGUUGUUCCAAAAAGUAUAUCCGGAAGGAUCUUGGUUCUUAUUUUGCUUAUAGCUUUUAUGUUCUUGUACACUUCUUUUUCCGGUAAUAUUGUGGCAUUAUUACAGUCCACUUCGGAUUCCAUUCAGACACUGGAUGAUCUACUUACCAGUAGAAUUAAACUUGGAGCAGAAAAUUUAGCGUAUGCAAAACAUUACUUUUCAGUGGAAGAAGAACCUCUUCGCAAAAAGAUAUACAAUACCAAACUUGCUCCGAAAGGCCAGCAAAAUAAUUUUAUAUCCAUGAAAAAGGGAAUUGAGAAAGUUAGAACUGAAUUUUACGCGUUUCAUUGUGAACUAACGUCGGCUACACAAAUCAUACGGAAAACUUUUCGAGAGCAUGAAAGAUGCGGGCUAAAAACAAUACCGUUUUUGUCUAUAUUAGCGCACAACGUCAUUAAAAAGAACUCUACCUUCAGAGAUUUUUUUACAGUGAGUAUACGGAAACUUGGAGAAUUUGGGAUUGAAAGACGAGUUGCUCGAAAAAUGUUUGCGAGUUUGCCAGUUUGUGAUAAAUCAUCUGGAAUCUUUGUAGCUGUCGGCAUCUCCGAUUGUUAUUUUGUAUUUUUAUUAUUUGGUGUGGGAGCUACAAUAUCGGAAAGCCAUGUCCAAAUCGCCAUUGCUCGGGUCGACUAG